AUGUCUCGCGAUAUGGGCCCCCCGGCCAAACGACAAAAGGGCCCUGGGCACCUCCCAGCAGGCCUGCGCGAUGCGAAACGGAAGGACAUCGACACCUGGGAAACCAAUCGCAUGCUCACCUCCGGUGUAGCACAACGACGUGACCAUGAGGGCGAUUUUACAGUCGAUGACGAGGAAGCGAACCGAGUGCAUUUGCUCACCCACGACCUUCGGCCGCCUUUCCUAGAUGGCCGCACGAUCUUUACGAAGCAGCUGGAACCGAUUUCCGCCGUCCGAGACCCGCAGAGUGACUUGGCUGUGUUUAGUCGCAAAGGCAGCAAGGUUGUCCGGGAACGUCGACAGCAGCGUGAGCGACAGAAGCAAGCCCACGAAGCAACGAAUGUAGCCGGCACAGCCCUCGGAAACGUCAUGGGUGUCAAGGAGGACGAAGGAGACAGCGCAGUUGCCAUGCCUGUUGAAGACACAUACAAAGGCGGAGGCAACAAAUUUGCAAAGCAUUUAAAGAAAGACGAUGGCGGCGCCAGCGCGUUCAGCAAGAGCAAGACCAUGCGUGAACAGAGGGAGUUCUUGCCCGCAUUCGCUGUGCGUGAGGACCUGCUGAGAGUCAUCCGAGACAACCAAGUCGUUGUCGUUGUCGGCGAAACAGGAUCUGGAAAAACUACGCAACUAACACAGUUCCUACACGAAGACGGUUACUCCAAACACGGUAUGAUUGGAUGCACACAGCCUCGUCGUGUGGCUGCUAUGAGUGUCGCCAAGCGUGUCAGUGAAGAGAUGGAUGUGGAGCUAGGUGGUACCGUUGGAUAUGCCAUUCGGUUCGAGGAUUGUACCAGUGACGAAACAGUUAUCAAAUAUAUGACGGAUGGUGUGCUACUGCGAGAAUCCCUUGUACAGACUGAUCUCGACAAAUAUUCAUGCAUCAUCAUGGACGAAGCUCACGAACGAGCUCUCAAUACUGACGUUCUAAUGGGGCUUUUGAAGAAGGUUCUAGCCCGGCGUCGGGAUCUCAAACUCAUUGUCACAUCUGCGACUAUGAACUCAGAACGUUUUUCCCGCUUCUAUGGCGGUGCUCCCGAGUUCAUUAUCCCCGGUAGAACGUUCCCUGUCGACCUUCACUUCUCUCGAACACCCUGUGAAGAUUAUGUCGACAGUGCAGUCAAGCAGGUCUUGGCUAUCCACGUUUCUCAGGGUCCCGGUGACAUUCUUGUUUUCAUGACUGGUCAAGAAGAUAUUGAAUCAACCUGCGAGCUGGUUGACGACCGGUUGAAAUUAUUGAACGAUCCACCAAAGCUCAGUAUUUUGCCUAUCUACAGUCAGAUGCCUGCUGAGCAACAGGCCAAAAUUUUCGAAAAGGCCGACCCGGGAGUGCGCAAGGUCAUUGUUGCUACAAACAUUGCCGAAACCAGUCUGACAGUAGACGGUAUCAUGUACGUCGUGGAUGCGGGUUAUUCCAAACUGAAGGUGUACAACCCGCGUAUGGGCAUGGACACCCUCCAGAUUACACCGAUCUCACAAGCCAAUGCCAACCAGCGAUCUGGGCGUGCCGGACGUACUGGACCUGGCAAGGCAUAUCGUUUGUACACAGAGACGGCCUACAAGAACGAGUUGUACAUCCAAACGAUUCCCGAGAUCCAGCGAACCAGUCUUUCCAACACCGUGCUAUUGUUAAAGUCUCUCGGUGUCAAGGAUCUACUGGACUUCGACUUCAUGGACCCACCUCCCCAAGAGACCAUCUCUACCUCUCUAUUUGAGCUGUGGUCGCUAGGUGCCCUAGACAACCUGGGUGAGCUCACACCACUCGGUCGCCAGAUGACUCCGUUCCCAAUGGACCCUACCCUCGGCAAGCUGAUCAUCAUGGCCGCGGAAGAAUACGAAUGCAGCGAGGAAAUGCUAACCAUUGUCUCAAUGCUUUCUGUUCCAAACGUCUGGUAUCGCCCGAAGGAACGAAUGGAGGAGUCCGAUUCUGCGCGCGAAAAGUUUUUUGUCCCAGAAUCAGACCACUUGACUCUCCUCCACGUAUACACACAAUGGAAAACCAACGGAUUCUCUGACUCCUGGUGCGUGAAGCACUUCCUACACGCCAAAACUCUCCGUCGCGCGAAGGAAGUCCGCGACCAGCUGCAAGAUAUCAUGACCGCCCAGAAAAUGCCACUCAUCAGCUGUGGCACAGACUGGGAUAAUAUUCGCAAAUGCAUUUGCUCGGGCUUCUACCACCAAGCCGCACGUGUGAAGGGUAUCGGCGAGUUCAUCAACCUUCGCACCAGCGUUACGAUGGCUCUCCAUCCCACGAGUGCACUCUACGGUCUCGGCUACGUGCCUGAGUUCGUCGUGUACCACGAGUUGAUCCUCACUGCCAAAGAGUACAUGUCUACAGUAACAGCUGUUGAUCCUCAUUGGCUCGCGGAACUCGGUGGUGUAUUUUACUCCGUCAAAGAAAAAGGCUACUCUAAGCGUGACCGCCGCGUUACGGAAAUCGAGUUCAACAAGCGUAUGGAAAUUGAAGCGCAGAUGGCGGAAGACCGCGAGCGUGUUGCAGCUGAAAAGUUGCGAGAAGAGGAACGCAGUGAUCCUGCGCGCAGGAGGACGGAAGUUGAGGUUGGUGGAAAGACCGCUGUCCGCCGUCCUGUUAUUAGGCCCCGGGGCAAGGUCGGUGGCUUGUCAGCCUCUUCAUCUUCGUCUCCACGUUCGACUACUGGGGCGCCUCGAGGUGGUAGCGUGGUCAAGAGGCCUUCUGUGAAGAGAAGGCCUGGUGCUUUCUAG
This is a messenger RNA of Penicillium olsonii, 2760 nucleotides long. The record is from the annotation of a GenBank genome assembly. Lineage: Eukaryota; Fungi; Ascomycota; Eurotiomycetes; Eurotiales; Aspergillaceae.